Aspergillus versicolor CBS 583.65 is the source of this 858-nucleotide messenger RNA. RefSeq lists its product as uncharacterized. The record is from RefSeq and is a predicted model, not a curated record. Bases 1 to 858 code for a protein of 285 amino acids. Lineage: Eukaryota; Fungi; Ascomycota; Eurotiomycetes; Eurotiales; Aspergillaceae. The transcript has 2 exons.
AUGGCAUCUUCCGGCGUCCUCCUCUCCUCCCCAGACAGAGAGGAGUUCACACUCGCCCUGCUCUCACUGUUCCACGUCCAGCUUACCGUCGCCCUUCUCUUCCCUAUCACCUUCUAUCUCAUUCACUUCAUCCGCAAAGAUUACCAUGCCUUCCUCGCCCUCGGUCCUGGCGGCACACCAUCAACCCCAGCAGGAUACCUCCGAAUCUGCAUCCUCCGUCUAGUCACGAUCCGCAAUCCCUUUCAAGCCCCUUCAGUCCCACCAACUCUCCACCCAAAAAUAGGCCUCCUAACCCGCACUACCCUCCCUGCUCGCCCUGGGUCCCGUCCAACGGUUGUAGGAAUCGCACCGCAGCGCCAAAUAACCCAAAAGCCGGGGGCCGCAAUGUACGACGCUCUUGCAACAGAAAUCCAGCGACUCCCAAUUGCGCACCCAAACACCCUCUACUCCGCAACUUCCUGCUUCGAGAAGCAUAGCACGGGCAUCUUCCAUCGUCUCCCUUGCGAAUCGUCCCCCACCUCAUUUGACAAAAACAACAACAACACCUUCAACAGAUCCCCCAAACGACCCUCAGCAACCCACAACCACCGCAUAACCUGCAACGGCGAAGUCUGCCACUCGCACCCCAGCGACGGAAGCCUCCACCUGACACUACACCCCGCGGACGUGAAGCUUAUUAUUGAGCGCGGCUGGGGCCAACGGCACCCGCUGGCGAGGGACAGUUGGUGGUGGGUGGCGAGGAUUGUGCCGACGGGGUUCGUGAUGAUCUAUGCGCCAAGAAACGAGGAAGAGCUGAAGGUUGUUGUAGAGAUUAUUAGAGCUGCGGCGUGGUGGGUUGGCGGGAAGGAGUUACGAUGA